AUGACACACCAAUCACAAGCCGCAGAACAAACUAAUGCCAAAGAGGAAGGAGACAAUAUUUACCAGAAGUUCCAUACAUUUGAUUUUCAAGAUGACAUGAAAUUUCAGGCAGGUUGGAGUAGAAUUGUAACAGCAGUUCCAGAUGAAAGAAGGGAAGCUGAAUGUCUGAAAGCAAAACUUUUCUUUUACUCAAAGCUGUAUGAAAAGGUCACGAAAGAAGGUUAUGAUCAGUGGCUGAUGGAGCAUUCCAACAUCAAACACAAUGAUGAGGAUUCUAAAAUAGAAAACGAAGAAAAUUCAUUGGAAUUACACUCUGAUUCAAAGAAUGACAAUCUUGUGAAAAUUGACACAAAAUCUUCUAAAAAUGACUCACAGUUGGACACGGUUGAACUUCGCAAUCUUGAUUGUAAAGAUGGUGAUGAGAAUGAUAUAGAUAAAUCAAAGUCAGCAUCACAUAAGGGAGAUAAUUUGGAUAUCACUUCAAAUUCUGUAUUAGAUUUUAGUGAAAUUGCAGAAAUGAUUGAAAAAGGAUUGAAACUACCAGGAGUUGAGGAUUUAGAUAUCAAACCAUUAGAUAUAGAUCCAAAUCCACCGGAAAUGGAGAGACUGAAAAAACCAUGGGAGAAAUAAGUUUUGUGUUUUCGAGGAUUGUGAUUUAGUCAAAAUUGAAAAUCUAAUUGUAUGAUAGAGUGUAAAAGUAGCAUGCCAUACAUUUAAUAUUGACAGUGUUUAGAAUUUAUGGAGACUGACUAAUUAUCUCGGCAUUUUCUGGUUUGGCUGACAGGCAUCAGAUUAUAAGUCAUCAGGUUUGGCUGACAGGCAUCAGAUUGUAUGUCACCUAGUUUGGCUGACAGGCAUCAGAUUAUCUGUCAUCAAGUUUGGCUGACAGGCAUCAGAUUAUAAGUCAUCAGGUUUGACUGAGAGUCAUCAUAUUAUAUGUCAUCUGGUUUGGCUGACAGGCAUCAUAUUAUAAGUCAUCAGGUUUGACUGACAGGCAUCAUAUUAUAUGUCAUCUGGUUUGGCUGACAGGCAUCAUAUUAUAUGUCAUCUGGUUUGGCUGACAGGCAUCAUGUUAUAUGUCAUCAGGUUUGACUGACAGGCAUCAUGUUAUAUGUCAUCUGGUUUGGCUGACAGGCAUCAGAUUAUAAGUCAUCAGGUUUGGCUGACAGGCAUCAGA
Molecule: messenger RNA, 1177 nt
Organism: Ylistrum balloti
Lineage: Eukaryota; Metazoa; Mollusca; Bivalvia; Pectinida; Pectinidae
Exons: 3
Coding region: 1-630 (209 amino acids)
Source: RefSeq, a predicted model, not a curated record